GAUUUGCAAUCAAAUCACCAGCUAGUUUCAGUAAUUAAACUAAAUUCAAAUCUUUAAAACUAUUAAUUUAAUCAAACUUGAGAUUCAAAAAACCUCCACAAGAAGCAUCCAUGCUUCUUCUUCUACUUCUACUACAACUCCCAUUUCUGUCCUAAAAACCCCCUUAAUUUUGCCAGUUAUAGCCAAUUGUUUUAUCUUUUUCCUUGAGAUCUUCAAGUUACACCCAUUGGCCGGCCCCCUCUUAAAUUUUCAUUCACUAUUUUGCACUGUUAUCAAUCAGUAAAAGCUGCAAAACACUAACAGCUUUCCUCAAUGAGCUUUCUCUGUCUUUACUAAACUUAGCUUCUCCAUAUGCAUUCUGUCCUUUCUAAUUCAAUGCUCUACUAUUAUUUCCUCAACACUUUUGUCUGUUAAAUUUCAAAUUUUAGCAACUUUUUUUUUUUUUACCACUGUUUGAUUAUUAUGGAUUCGAAAUUGAUGAAACCAAUGCCAAAACAAUUGAUGCUAAAAGAUUACCUGUUAGAUGACUUGAGUUCAUGCUCAUCAAGCGGUUUUCGAUCAUAUCCUCGAAGGCAAUGCUGUACUACAGUUCGAUUUCUUCUCGAAAUCGACCUGAAGAACAAGUAUCAACCAGCACUGUACAAGAAAAAUAUUAAACCUGAACUUCAGAAAAAACUAUCACCGCCGUCAACGAAGGUUUCUGCAUUUCAGAAAGCUUCUGUGGCGGUGAUUAACGCCGUGAAACACCUUGGAGCAUCGUCGAAUAAGAAGAAGAAGAAGCCGAUGAUGAAGACGAUUUUUCCGAGGAGUAUUUCCAGGAAACUGAAAAGAAGUUUCUGGAAGAAAGGUGAUCAUAAGGAGAUUUACUGGUGGACUUCGUUUAACCGGUUAGAUAAAGAGGAAUUAAAACCGCCGGUUGUUAGCUCAAUGACUGAGAGUAAGAGUAAAAGUGACAGUAAUAAUAGUUGGACAGAUAGUGAUUUUACUGCUUCAAGUGGUGAUAAUUCACUGCAAACUUCAAGUGGUAAUUCGGAGGUUAAUUCAACGGAGAAUGUGAUUAGCAGCAAAAGAGUUGGCGCAACUACCAGUGAUGAUUCUCUUGAGUCAACCAUAAGUAGUCAUGGUAGCACUACCAACUCUCCUAACACAAAGAAACUUUGGCCAAAUGAAGAGAAAGAACAGUUUAGUCCAGUGUCUACGUUGGAUUGUCCAUUUGAUGAUGAAGACGAGGUCUCUUCACCCUUCCAGCAUAGAUUAAGUCGUGUCCAAGGAACUACCAAGAAACUCAUCAAGAAGAUCAAACGAUUCGAGUGUCUCACUGAACUGGAACCACUAAACUUAGAUAAACGAAUCACGUCAUCAGAAUCAGAGAGCGAAUCCAUACUCACCAAUUCCUCGGAAACUGAAGUUGAUCAGGAAGAAGAAAAAGAAGAGGACAAACAGACAGUUGAAAACAAAGCAUUAAAUUUGGUUAAAGAGUUGAAAGCCUCAAUGCCAUCUUACAGCUUAAAACUAAAAGCAGAGAAAUUACUCUUUGAUUUCUUUAAGGAGAGGAUUGUCAAUGCCUGUGAACAUUCAAAAGAGCAAACAAGAGGUUAUGAAUUUGAUGAAUUCAAGAACAAGCUGUUGCAAGUAGCAAAAGACUGGAUAAAUGGGAAACCGAUCGAUGUACUGUUAGAUUGGAAGGUGCAAGGAAACAGGAUGGCUUACAUUCGGGCCAUUGAUAGCCGAGGCGAAUGGAAGAACACAGAGUUAGACAAACAAGAAUUGAUAUUGGAAUUGGAAGUUGAAGUCUUUGCAUCUUUGAUUAAUGAGCUCUUGAUUGAUAUCAUCUUCAGCUAGCAGUGUGUGUAGUUGCAUGGCAGUGGAAUGGUAAUAACAUAGCAUAGUUAACAGGGAGUUUAGGGGA
Molecule: messenger RNA, 1909 nt
Organism: Lycium barbarum (goji berry)
Lineage: Eukaryota; Viridiplantae; Streptophyta; Magnoliopsida; Solanales; Solanaceae
Exons: 3
Coding region: 463-1842 (459 amino acids)
Source: RefSeq, a predicted model, not a curated record